Naegleria gruberi is the source of this 1131-nucleotide messenger RNA. RefSeq lists its product as uncharacterized. Lineage: Eukaryota; Heterolobosea; Eutetramitea; Acrasida; Naegleriidae. The transcript is spliced from 2 exons. The record is from RefSeq and is a predicted model, not a curated record. The coding region runs from base 1 to 1131 and encodes 376 amino acids.
AUGGCAUCACAACUUCCAACAGUAGUUAUCGAUAAUGGAUCUGGCUUCAUCAAAGCUGGUGUUGCUGGUUAUCAAUCACCAAGUGCCGUAUUUUCCAAUAUGAUUGGUAAAGCAAAAGAUACUUCAGUACUUGUUGGUACAGUCAACCGAGAACAUUAUGUUGGACAUUCUGCUCAAUCCAAGAGAGGUGUUUUGCAAUUAGACUAUCCAAUGGUACACGGAACAAUUGAAAAUUAUGAUCACUGGGAAUCUGUUAUUGCUCACACCUAUUACAAUGAAUUAAAAUUAGCACCUGAGGAACAACCACUUUUAUUAACAGAUGCUCCUUUCACACCAAAAGUACAACGUGAGAAAGUUUGUGAAAUUUUAAUGGAAAAGUUUGAAGUUCCUGCUUUUUAUUUGGGUAUUCAAGGAGCAUUGUCAUUGAUGGCUUCUGGUAGAUUGACAGGUGUUUGUUUGGAUGUUGGUGAUGGUGCAGCUCAUUGUGUUCCAAUGUAUGAUGGUCUUGUCAUGCUUCAUGCUGUACUCCGAUUGAAUAUUGCUGGAAGAGAUGUGACAGAAUAUUUAAUGAAAAUGUUAAGUGAAAAGGACCACAAUUUCCACACAACAGCCGAACAUGAAAUUAUUAGACAAAUGAAAGAAAAACACUGUUACAUUCCAUUGGAUUAUGAUGAAGAAAUGGAAAAAGCAGAGGAAAGUUCAUCUUUGGAUCAAGUUUACAACUUACCUGAUGGUACAGCAAUUACAAUCAAUUCUGAAAGAUUCCGUGCACCAGAAGUUCUCUUCUAUCCUCAACUUAUUGGUAUGGAAUCAUCUGGUAUACAUGAACUCUUGUUUGAAUCAAUUAGUCGUUCACCAAUCGACGUUCGUAAGACAUUGUAUCGUAAUUCAGUUCUUGCUGGUGGUUCAACAAAAUUUGAAGGUAUUGAAGAGAGAUUAACAAAGGAAAUGACAGAGAAGGCACCAUCUUCAAUGGAUAUUCGUAUUGUUGCAGGAGAUAGGAGAGAUCAAUUGGCAUGGAUUGGUGGCAGUAUUAGAGCUACCUUGUCUUCAUUCUUUGAUUUGUGUGUUACAAGGGAACAAUAUGAUGAAGUUGGUCCUGAAAUUGUUCACCUCAAGACUGAAGUUUAA